Molecule: messenger RNA, 1375 nt
Organism: Triticum urartu
Lineage: Eukaryota; Viridiplantae; Streptophyta; Magnoliopsida; Poales; Poaceae
Source: RefSeq, a predicted model, not a curated record
UUGCUGAAGUUCAAAUUGGGCAAUGGAUCUGGACACAGAGAAUCGUCUAGCUUCAUUACUCCUUGAAGAAGCACGGAGAUUACAGUUAGAGGCUGACAGGGAAGGUGUUCAUGCAUAUCUGCGAAAGCCCAAUGUUAGGCAUCGUCCAAACUCCCGUUUCCUCACAGCCACAGUUCGUGGAGUUCAACAAGCAAACCGUGUUGUGGAGGUUGAUGAAAUGUGGCGUGCCAGGGAGAAGGAACUUGAACUUGAGUCUAAGCUGAAAAGAAGAAAUAAAGAGCGUGGUGACUCUAGAGGGGAGAAACGCAAAGGUGACUCGAGAAAUAUGAGUUCCAACUCAAAGAUUGAAGAAGAAACCACUUAUAAUAGUUCUUACUCAGACCAGGAUGAUGGUCUAGGGGAUGAUGAAAUUGAAAAGUUUCUGCAUUCAAGGGUAAAGCGAGGAAGAGGUGCCGUUGGCUCUAGGAUGGAUGAACCUGGUCCAUACCUAAAGGCUUCAUCACAUUGUCGAGACGAAGAACCUAGCCCGGAUAUACGUUUGGAAGAAAAAUGGGAACGGCGAGUACAAGGUCCGGAGAGGCCACUGUUUUUGAGAUCCAAGUCUCCUGAUGAUUGCUGGCAUAAGGAAACAUUGGACGAUAAGCCAUCCAGCUCUUCUGAACCACGCAGAAAAAAGGAAAAUAAAAAGGAGAGGAAAUCAGAGAAAAAAGAGAGAAAGGAGAGAAAAGAUAAGAAGAAAUCUAAGCAUCGGCACCGCCACCACCAUCACAAAAGCCGAAGAAGGGAGUGAUGUGCCUGGAAAUCCAUUUCUGCACCCGAGCUCAUCUGCACCCGCGCCGACGAAAAAAAUCAAAACAAAUUCUAGCAAAAUUCAAAAAAUUCCAAAUAAAAUUUGUGUGGUAGACAAUUUGAUGCGUGAGGCCCGCUCCAAAUUUCAAGUCAUUUGGAAACCACCAAUUUGUCUUUUUUGCUGAGAGCUGCUCAUAUGUCCAAAUGACUUGAAAUUUGGAGCGGGCCUCACGCAUCAAAUUGUCUACCACACAAAUAUUUUAUUUGGAAUUUUUUGAAUUUGUUUUGAAUUUUUUACGAAUUCUUAUCUAACCAGGUGCAGAUGAGCCUGGGCACCAAAACGCCCUAUUUGUGAUGUGCCCUAUUACUGAACUACAAUAUGUACACAAGAAAAGGUUCUCUUACUGAAAGAUGCUGCUACCUGCUGCUGUUACUUGUUCAUUGGAUACCUGUGUUGUAACUAAAACUCGGCCAGUGCGUACAAGGGGUUACGGUUGGCACUGUACCCCGUGUUUAAACAUGAUCAUAUUAUGUGUUACUCGAGUUGAACUUUCUUUGCUUAUAACAUGAUUGGCAUCUGAUGAAA